This is a messenger RNA of Pochonia chlamydosporia 170, 546 nucleotides long. RefSeq lists its product as hypothetical. The transcript has a single exon. The coding region runs from base 1 to 546 and encodes 181 amino acids. The record is from RefSeq and is a predicted model, not a curated record. NCBI's taxonomy places the organism in Eukaryota, Fungi, Ascomycota, Sordariomycetes, Hypocreales, Clavicipitaceae.
AUGCACAUCUCAACCAUCCUCACCAUCUCCCUCGCCACCACGGCCUUCUCCCGCGCCGCCGACAAAGUCUGCACAUCAACAUCCUCCGCCACACUAACAUGGCGCAUCACAAACUUCGACUACCACUCUCUCGAGACGUUCACCACGCCCGCCCACCAAAACGACUACGGAUCCGCCAACUUUACGCUGGAGAACAGCGCGCUCAGCUACAGGACGACCUGCGCGGGUGUCUCUGCCCAAGCGCCGGAUUACUUCUACGGGGACAAGGUGUAUGAGUGUGAGACGCCGGCUGACGAGAAGGGCGAUAUGUCGAGAUUUGCGUUUGAUAAGAAGAGUGGCGUGUUGAGGAUUAAUCAGACGUGGGUGUGUGAGAGGGAUGGGAGCCGGUUUGAUGGGCUGGGGGAGGUGCGGCUUGAUUUGAAGUGUAGGGAGGAUAGGUGGGUGAAUCCGGAGUGGAAGAUGGGCGAGGAUUAUUCGAGACGGAGUGUGAGUUGUGGGAGGGUGGAUGUUCCUGUGAAUAUUACGUAUUUGCAGGGUACGGCUUGA